AUGCAGCAACCCGAAGAAGCUGCCAUUCCGCUCGAAAAGCUCCCUUCCGAGGUGCUCGCCAGCCCGGAUACACUUCACGAUGACUUGCACGACACUGAAAAGCCCGACCGUACCAUAGACUCCGGAUCGACUCUCUCUGCCAGUGCGCCCAAAGACGAUAAAGAUGAAAGCAAGAAAGGCAGCAACACCGCUUUGUCAUUAGAUGACGAUGCGAUGUUCGCGCAUUUGCCGGAACAUGAAAAAGAGAUCCUCAAGAAGCAGCUGGAUGCGCCACAUGUGAAAAUCUCCUUCUUCGGGCUUUACCGAUAUGCCUCGAAGAUGGAUAUAUUGAUUCUCUCGGUCAGCGCAAUAUGUGCUAUUGCUGCAGGUGCUGCCUUGCCCCUGUUCACUAUUCUCUUUGGUUCUUUGACCACCUCUUUCUCAGGCAUCGAAUAUGGUACCACCCCGUACAAUGUUUUCUACUCUGAUCUAUGCAAGAACGUCCUCUAUUUCGUUUACCUGGGUAUUGCCGAGCUCGUGACCGUCUACAUCAGCACCAUAGGCUUCAUCUACACCGGAGAACACAUCACUCAGAAAAUCCGUGAGCACUACCUCGAGGCUAUCCUGCGCCAGAACAUCGCCUACUUCGACAAGCUCGGCGCCGGUGAGGUGACCACCCGCAUCACUGCCGACACCAACCUGAUCCAGGACGGUAUCUCCGAAAAAGUCGGCCUGACCCUGACCGCCGUCGCCACGUUUGUCACUGCAUUCAUCGUGGCAUACAUCAAGUACGCACGUCUUGCCGGUAUCUGUACCUCCACUAUUGUGGCGCUGGUCGUCAUCAUGGGUGGUGGAUCCCGGUUCAUUAUCAAGUACGGCAAACUCUCCCUGGAUGCAUACGGUGCCGGUGGCACUGUUGCCGAAGAAGUCAUCAGUUCCAUUCGCAAUGCGACUGCCUUCGGCACUCAGGACAAGCUGGCCAAGCAGUACGAGGCUCACUUGCGCGUUGCCGAACGAUGGGGCAUGCGCCUGCAGAUGGCUCUUGGUGUCAUGGUUGGUGCUAUGUUCGGCAUCAUGUUCCUCAACUAUGGUCUGGGCUUCUGGAUGGGAUCCCAGUUCCUGGUCGAGGGCAAGGUCAAUGUCGGUCAGGUUUUGACUAUCCUGAUGGCUAUCCUGAUUGGUUCAUUUAGUCUGGGCAAUGUCAGUCCUAACGGACAGGCUUUCACUAAUGCCGUCGCUGCUGCUGCCAAGAUUUUCAGCACUAUUGACCGUAUUUCACCGUUGGAUCCUACUUCCGACGAGGGUCUCGUCCUUGACCAUGUCGAGGGUGAUAUCGAAUUCAGAAACGUCAAGCACAUCUACCCGUCUCGCCCAGAAGUCACUGUCAUGAAAGAUGUCUCGCUCAUGAUCCCCGCCGGCAAGACCACUGCUCUUGUUGGACCCUCUGGUUCUGGAAAGAGUACUGUGGUCGGCUUGGUUGAGCGUUUCUAUCUUCCCGUUGGCGGUAAUGUCUACCUCGACGGUCACGAUAUCCAGGACCUCAACCUGCGUUGGUUGCGUCAGCAGAUUUCCCUGGUCAGCCAGGAGCCCGUUCUGUUUGGUACUACCAUCUACAACAACAUUCGCCAUGGUCUUAUUGGAACCCGCUUCGAGAAUGAGCCUGAAAAACGUAUCCAGGAGCUGAUCGAGAAUGCCGCCAAGAUGGCUAAUGCCCACGAAUUCAUCGUUGCUCUUCCUGAGGGUUACGAGACUAAUGUUGGUCAGCGCGGCUUCUUGCUUUCUGGUGGUCAAAAGCAGCGUAUUGCUAUUGCACGUGCUGUUGUCUCUGAUCCCAAGAUUCUUUUAUUGGAUGAGGCCACCUCCGCUUUGGACACUAAGUCUGAGGGAGUUGUGCAGGCUGCUCUGGACCGUGCUGCCGAGGGCCGUACUACCAUUGUUAUUGCUCAUCGUUUGUCCACUAUUAAGACUGCCCACAACAUCGUCGUCUUUGUCAACGGUGCCAUUGUGGAGCAGGGUACCCACGAUGUCUUGCUUGAGACCGAUGGUCCCUACUCCAAGCUUGUUGAGGCCCAGCGGAUUAACGAGGAGAAGGAAGCGGAUGCCCUGGUGGAGGAAGGUGACUCUGAAUCCGACGAGGCUCUCGAGAAGAAGGAAGUCGCUCGCGUUCAGUCUGUUGCCAGUGCUGCCACCCUGAUGAAGGAUAGCGAGGACAUCCGUGCCUCCGGAUUAUUCGAGGAAGACAUUCGCCGCGCCGAUUCUCGCAAGUCUGUAUCGAGUGUUAUUCUGUCCCGCCGGAGCGGUGACUCCAAGAACAAGUACUCCCUUUGGACACUGAUCAAGUUCAUUGCUUCCUUCAACCGGGCGGAAUGGAAAUGGCUGGUCAUUGGUCUGUGUUUCUCCAUCCUUGCCGGUGGUGGCCAGCCCACUCAGGCUUUCUUGUACGCCAAGGCCAUCAGCGCAUUGUCUCUUCCCAAGGAUCAAUACGCCAAACUCCGAUCAGACGCCAAUUUCUGGUCUCUGAUGUUCUUGGUGGUUGGUAUCGUCCAGUUCAUCACCUUCUCCUCCCACGGUAUUGCUUUCGCCUAUUGCUCUGAACGUCUCAUCCGCAAGGCCCGUAGCCAGGCUUUCCGCACUAUGCUUCGCCAGGACAUCAACUUCUUUGACAAGGAGGAGAACAGCACUGGUGCUUUGACUUCGUUCUUGUCGACCGAGACCAAGCACCUUUCUGGUAUUAGUGGACAGACUUUGGGAACGAUUCUUAUGACCUCGACCACCCUGCUUGCGGCCAUUAUCAUCUCGCUUUCCUUCGGCUGGAAAUUGGCUCUCGUGUGUAUCUCUGUUGUGCCAAUCCUUCUCGGUUGCGGUUUCUACCGUUUCUACAUGCUUGCCGCCUUCCAAUCCCGCUCCAAGGUCGCCUACGAGGGCUCUGCGAGCUAUGCUUGUGAGGCUACCUCGGCUAUCCGUACCGUCGCAUCUCUCACCCGCGAGACGGAUGUCUGGGGUGUUUAUCAUGGCCAGCUGGAGAAUCAAGGCCGCGCCAGUCUUAUCUCGGUUUUCAAGUCAUCCCUGCUAUAUGCCAUGUCCCAGGCCUUGGUCUUCUUCUGUGUUGCCCUCGGUUUCUGGUAUGGAGGUACCCUGCUCGGUCACCACGAGUACACUAUGUUCCAAUUCUUUGUCUGCUUCAGUGAGAUCCUGUUCGGUGCCCAGUCUGCCGGAACAGUCUUCUCCUUCUCCCCCGAUAUGGGUAAGGCCAAGAACGCUGCCAAUGAGUUCCGGAAGUUGUUUGACCGUCGUCCGGUUAUUGAUACCUGGUCCACCGAGGGCACAAGUGUUGAGCACAUGGAGGGUCAUGUUGAGUUCAAGGAUGUCCACUUCCGCUACCCUACUCGCCCCGAGCAACCCGUCCUUCGCGGCCUGAAUCUCAGCGUCAAGCCUGGACAGUACAUUGCCUUGGUAGGACCCAGUGGCUGCGGAAAGAGUACAACCAUUGCUCUCCUCGAGCGCUUCUAUGAUGCCCUCUCUGGUGGUGUCUACGUCGAUGGCCACAAUAUCGCCGACCUCAACCUCAACUCCUAUCGCAGUCACCUGGCGCUGGUCAGCCAGGAGCCCACUCUCUACCAAGGUACCAUCAAGGACAACAUCCUCCUCGGCAUUGAAGCCGACGAUGUCCCUGAAGACGAGCUUGUCAAAGCCUGCAAAGACGCCAACAUCUAUGACUUCAUCAUGUCUCUUCCUGAAGGCUUCCACACCGUCGUCGGCAGCAAGGGUGGUAUGUUGUCUGGUGGUCAGAAGCAGCGUGUAGCAAUCGCCCGCGCUCUCCUGCGUAAUCCCAAGGUUCUCCUCCUCGACGAAGCCACCUCCGCCCUCGACUCCGAGUCCGAGAAGGUCGUUCAAGCCGCGCUUGAUGCCGCCGCUCGCGGUCGCACCACCAUCGCAGUUGCCCACCGCCUCAGUACAAUUCAAAAGGCCGACAUUAUCUACGUCUUCGAUCAGGGCAAGAUCGUCGAGAGCGGCACUCACACCGAACUGCUUCGUAACAAGGGCCGUUACUACGAGCUCGUCAACUUGCAGAGUUUGGGCAAGACUCACUGA
This is a messenger RNA of Penicillium maclennaniae, 4071 nucleotides long. It is a transcript of the gene mdr1, whose product is annotated as ABC multidrug transporter Mdr1. The record is from RefSeq and is a predicted model, not a curated record. Gene Ontology annotation, molecular function: ATP binding; ABC-type transporter activity; ATP hydrolysis activity. Bases 1 to 4071 code for a protein of 1356 amino acids. The transcript is spliced from 2 exons. Lineage: Eukaryota; Fungi; Ascomycota; Eurotiomycetes; Eurotiales; Aspergillaceae. Gene Ontology annotation, biological process: transmembrane transport. Gene Ontology annotation, cellular component: membrane.